GAGAGAGAGAGAGAGAGAGAGAGAGAGAGAGAGAGAGACGGAGGGGGGGGUGCGGUUUGCAAAGCGCGCAAGGACACCCACAGUCCGCGCUCCUCCAUAACAAGCGAGCCGCUCCUCCUCGCGCAUCCACCGUCGGCUCUGGACAAUACGCGGUUCGCGGAGGGGAUGCUUUGCGCGGCCUCUGGGACGCGCAGAUCUUGAAGGAGGAGGAGGAGGAGGAGGAGGAGGGGAAAAGGGAAAAGGAGAGCGAGAUCAAUCCAGCCAAGCAGGCGCUGCUCUCUGUCUCCCCCCCUCCCUCUCCCUCUCUCCUUGCACCUUGCAAGGUCUCCAGGCUGUAGGACCGGAGCGCGCCAGCAGCGGCACCGAAAAUGGAGAUCAUCGACACGGGUAUAAUCCAGCAGGAAAGACUCCAGGCUAUAGCGGAGAAGAGGAAGCGCCAAGCGGAGAUUGAAAACAAGAGGCGGCAGCUGGAAGACGACAGGCGUCAGUUGCAACAUCUAAAGUCAAAGACCCUGAGGGAAAGAUGGUUGCUGGAAGGAGCCCCUUCGUCCACCGCCGAGGAAGGCGACGCCUUGAAAAAGCAAAUGCAGGACGACGAUUUGAAGGCCAAGGAACUCGAGGAAAGCAUCCAGAGGUUGGAGAAGGAGCUGGAGCAACUUGAGAACGGGAUCUCGGCGUCGUCCACCAAAGAGAACAUGGCUGAGGAGACGCGGGGGGUGGGCAAGGAGGAGAAGGCACCCCGAACACCGAAGACUCCUCUAGGCUCGGCCAAAGUGGAGAACAGAGCCACCAACAGCCCUGUAAAAGUGAUGGAAGGCGAUGGGAUGAUGAAGGCAGCUAUGUACUCCGUGGAGAUUACGGUGGAGAAGGACAAACUCACGGGCGAGACCAAGGUCCUGUCCAGCACUACCAGGCUGCCCAAGGACCGCUCGGUUCAGGGAGUCAAGGUUUACGAGGACGAGAUGAAAGUGGUGCACGCGGUCCGCGGCGAAGACGGGACGCUGGAGAACGGCCUGCAGCAGCUCAGCUCCUCCGAGGUGGACGAGCUCAUCCACAAAGCCGACGAAGUGAACCUGAGCGAAGCCAAGGAGCCCCGCAGCAACCCGCCGAGCCAGAAGCCCACCCCGAGGAAGGAGAUCACCGGCGUGCAGGCGAAGCCCGUGGAGAGCCCCAAGCUGAUGCCGGCCGGCCAAGGCCCCGAGCCCAGCAAGGAGCAGCCCGUCACCAUGAUCUUCAUGGGCUACCAGAACGUGGAGGACGAGGACGAGACCAAGAAGGUGCUGGGUCUCGAAGGAACCAUCCGGGCGGAGCUGGUGGUGAUCGAGGACGCCGAGAACAAGGCGGGGGAUUGCAGGGGGAAGGAGCACGCCCCGCCAAACGGCAGCGCGACGGCCGCCACCCCACAGAAGGAAGAGAACCAAGCCGGGGAGCCGCCCGCAGCCAACAGCACCGACCCCAAAGAGGCAGAGCGGGAACUCGACGCCAAGAAACAGCGCUGCAAAUGCUGUUCGGUGAUGUAAGGCCCUCGACUCUACAGCCGAUCAGGACUGCCUUCUCUUCCCUCCCCCCCCAUAAUUCCCACCUUGACUCCGCCUCUUCCACAAACUCCUAGGUUUAAUGUGGUUGGUUUUUUUGUUUUUUAAUUUUUAAUUAACAAGACAUGCAGUUCCCGCCGCUCCCAGAGGUUUCGUUUAGUUUUGUUCCUUUUUAAGUGACUGGGGAAAUAUAAUAAUGCAAGAGUUGGUGGCGGCUACGGGGGGGGGGGCCGGUGUGCGACACCCAGCAAUGGCCCUGCUAAGUCCCCGUUCCAUCUCUUGUUUGCUUUUUCGUAAACGGAACAGAUGCAAAAUUUAUUUAUUAGACGGU
This is a messenger RNA of Lacerta agilis (Sand lizard), 1866 nucleotides long. It is a transcript of the gene PALM, whose product is annotated as paralemmin. Gene Ontology annotation, cellular component: membrane. The transcript is spliced from 9 exons. The coding region runs from base 369 to 1520 and encodes 383 amino acids. NCBI's taxonomy places the organism in Eukaryota, Metazoa, Chordata, Lepidosauria, Squamata, Lacertidae. Gene Ontology annotation, biological process: regulation of cell shape. The record is from RefSeq and is a predicted model, not a curated record.